This is a messenger RNA of Zeugodacus cucurbitae (melon fly), 1568 nucleotides long. RefSeq names its product NEDD4 family-interacting protein 1 (gene Ndfip). Gene Ontology annotation, biological process: metal ion transport; vacuolar transport; ubiquitin-dependent protein catabolic process. The transcript is spliced from 2 exons. Gene Ontology annotation, cellular component: perinuclear region of cytoplasm; Golgi apparatus; endoplasmic reticulum. Bases 242 to 1081 code for a protein of 279 amino acids. Gene Ontology annotation, molecular function: WW domain binding. NCBI's taxonomy places the organism in Eukaryota, Metazoa, Arthropoda, Insecta, Diptera, Tephritidae. The record is from RefSeq and is a predicted model, not a curated record.
UGAUGAUUGGCUAGGGAUAAGGAACGAAAAAAGUUUAUUGGCAAUUGUUUUGGUUCACAAGUUAAAUACGUUUAAUUUGGGCAAAUUAUUAUAAUUUAAAAAGAAAAUAUUGCAAAUCAAACAGUGCGACCAAAUAAAGAAAUCAGUUUAUUGAAUAUCGUGCGAGAAAUUGGAAAAUCUGCGUAUUAAGUUAACGACUACUACGCCAACGUCCAUUUGACGCACGCAACUGGUGGGCAACAUGUCGGACAAUCAACAGACGACACCGCCCAAAUCGCAAGGGGAGGAGCUGGGUCCGCCAAAAGCCGACUUUAGCGCACCGCCACCCUAUGAGUUCGUCAAUAACACCGGCGGCAUGCCGCAGCAGCAGCAGCAGCAGCAAAAUGCAACAAUUCAACAACAACUACAGCAUCAGCAGUUGCCACCACCUUAUCUACAGGUGUCGUUGCCACCGAUAAACUCGUCGCUAGCACCGCCACCACCACCAGGCGGCGUUAUGAUGCCUGGCGAUAUGCCAAUAAUGCAACCCGAUGUCAAAUUGCCCUCAUAUGAAGAGGUGCAGCGGCAGAAAUCCGCAAACGGUGAAUUACUAUUCAUGAAUGCACACGUGCUGCCACCACAUAUGCGUGACAGCACUGCGCCGCCGGCCAAUGGCACCACCAAUGCAACCAAUGGCACAGCGCCAGCUUUAACAUUCAUCGCCAUCGAUGCGUCGGAUGCUGAGACUUUGACCAGCAACAAUGACAACAGUUUGCUCGGCACCGAUGCCAUGUUCAUAUUGGCCUUCAUGGUGGCAUUCCUCUUCAAUUGGAUUGGCUUUUUGAUGCUCACCUGCUUUUGUCAGACAAUUGCCGCACGCUAUGGUGCAUUAUCCGGCUUCGGUUUGUCGCUGGCCAAAUGGACGCUCAUUGUUAAGAAUUCCACAGAGUUGGCAUCGCAUGAGAACUCUUGGCUGUGGUGGCUAACCAUGGCAUUUGGCUUUUUAAUUUGUAUACGCGCAUUCCUGCAGUAUGUAUCGAUUAAGCGCACUUGGCGAUUGCUUAGCACAUCGGCGCAAGAGCGUUUGCUAUUUUUCUACUAGAGCAGCGACGGGGGGCGUGUUGUUGUUACACGAGUGGUGCUGCUUGAUGGCCACAUAGUGCAAGCACACAAACAACUUUUAUAUAUAUAUAUAAAUAUUAUAAUUUUUUUUUGUAAAAAUAUUUUUUUUUAGCUUGUUUUAGUUAGUUUGCCUCACCAUUGGUAUUAGAAUUAGAGCACUCGAGGUACUUAAACGCGAUGCCAUUUUAAUAGUGUUUAUCUUUUCAUUUUUAUUAUUUUAUUUUUUUUUUUUUGUGUAAUCCAAGCGAUUACAUACAUAUGUAGCUGAAUAUUAAAUUUAUUAAAUUGGUAGUGUCUACUUUAUAUAUAUGAUAUGUGUAUAUGUUUCAAAAACCGAAUAUGAAUGUAUAUUUCCGAGCAUAAUUGAGCAUACUUGUUAUUUUUACUAUUAUCUAUGUGAAUGUGUAUUGUGAACGCCGAUGCAUGCAUUGUGCGUUUAUUUCAAAUAUAUUGGAAUUAAAUGAUAA